UCCUUGCCUUACACAUUCCUUAAAUCCUCCUCCUUAACUCCCAAUUACCUCUCCACCCUUGCUCAUGGCUCUUAUUUACCACUUUGCCAUUCUGUUCAUUUUCUUCACUUGUAUUAACGCCGCUUUAGUUCAAGAGCAGCCUCUUGUUUUAAAAUACCAUAACGGCGUCCUCUUGAAAGGAAACGUUACCGUUAAUCUGAUCUGGUACGGCCAUUUCACGCCAAUCCAACGGUCAAUAAUCACCGACUUCGUAAUCUCGUUAAACUCCGGUAGAACACCGGCGCCGUCCACGUCAUCGUGGUGGAAAACAACCGAGAAGUACCACGGCGGUUCAAGCAGUAUCAGAGUCGGCCAUCAAAUUCUUCACGAGCAGUACACGUUAGGCAAAACCCUAAAAUCCGUUCAUCUUAAAGCCUUAGCUUCUAAAGUAAAUUUUGCUAUAAACUCAAUCAACGUCGUUUUGACGGCAAACGACGUCGUAGUCGACGGGUUUUGCAUGAACCGUUGCGGUACUCACGGGUCAGCUUCCCGGUCGAGGUCCGGUACUUAUAUUUGGGUGGGUAAUUCCGUGACUCAGUGUCCGGGUUAUUGCGCUUGGCCUUUUCAUCAACCUAUAUACGGCCCACAGACACCGCCGUUAGUUUCUCCUAACGGAGACGUUGGAAUAGACGGUAUGAUUAUUAAUUUAGCCACUCUGUUAGCUAACACCGUUACCAACCCGUUUAACAGCGGGUAUUUUCAAGGCCCAGCUACUGCUCCACUCGAAGCUGUUUCAGCUUGCACUGGACAAUUCGGGUCGGGCUCUUACCCGGGCUAUCCUGGCCGGACCUUGGUGGAUAAGGUGACUGGUGCAAGUUUUAACGCUUACGGUGUUAACGGGAGGAAGUUCCUGUUACCGGCUAUGUGGGAUCCACAAACUAGUGCGUGUAGGACACUUGUGUGAUUGUGACACGUGGAAGGGGGUGAGGACGUGGCGGGUGUAUGUGAAUUGUGAUGUAGAUAUUAUCCAUAUGAUGAAGAAAUGGGGCGGUAGUACUGGGAUAGUUUUGGAUUUUUAAAAUUGUAGCUCUAUUAUGUAGUUUUAUAUUUUGUGGGUUGUCGUUUUGUAUGACGUGUAAAUUCGGAAAAAGAAUGUGAAAAUGGGUACAAUUAUAUAUUAGUAAUAAAGAAAUUAGUACAAAAUUAUAA
Messenger RNA from Mercurialis annua (annual mercury), 1188 nucleotides. RefSeq names its product protein EXORDIUM-like 2. NCBI's taxonomy places the organism in Eukaryota, Viridiplantae, Streptophyta, Magnoliopsida, Malpighiales, Euphorbiaceae. The transcript has a single exon. Bases 65 to 943 code for a protein of 292 amino acids. The record is from RefSeq and is a predicted model, not a curated record.